GGGAGCUCAUUACUGAGGCCUCCUGCUUUGGAGUUAUUCCUUGAUUUUUCCUAUAUUUCUUGAUUUGAUUUCUGUAUUACUUUAAGCUUAAUGUAAUUUUCAUUUGUUUUCAACAGCCUAUUGUCUUUAGGAAAUGGCCUCUUCUAAAUCCCUGAUGAACCUUCUAACCUUCACUUUUGGAUCAGCAGUAGGAUUUUUCCUAUGCUAUCUCUUGUUCAGCAUGAUCCUAGAAGAACAGGUUAAGAUCCAACCUCACAUUCUUCACAAUGAUCCACAUGGCCAACAUUCAGCAGAUUCUGGUAGUAAUCAGCUGCAAGGACAGAUGAAUUUCAAUGCAGACUCUGGACAGCAUAAAGAUGAAAAUAAAAAUAUUGCAGAAGGACUCUAUCAGAAGGUGAAAAUACUCUGUUGGGUGAUGACUGGACCUCAGAAUCUGGAAAAGAAAGCCAGACAUGUUAAGGCCACUUGGGCCCAACGUUGUAAUAUAAUACUUUUUAUGAGCUCUGAGGAAAAUAAAGACUUUCCAGCUGUGGGCCUAGAAACCAAAGAAGGGAGGGACCAACUCUACUGGAAGACUAUUAAAGCUUUUCAAUACGUUUAUGACCAUUAUUUUGAUGAUGCUGACUGGUUUAUGAAGGCAGAUGAUGAUACGUAUGUUAUAUUGGACAAUUUGAGAUGGCUGCUUUCAAAAUACAGUCCUGAACAACCAAUAUACUUUGGAAGGAGGUUUAAACCUUACGUGAAACAAGGCUACAUGAGUGGAGGAGCAGGAUAUGUUCUAAGCAAAGAAGCUCUGAAGAGAUUUGUUACAGCAUUUAAAACCAACAAGUGCUCUCACAGUUCUUCUAUUGAAGAUCUAGCACUAGGAAAAUGCAUGGAGAUUAUUAAUGUGGAAGCAGGAGAUUCUAGAGAUACAAAUGGUAGAGAAACUUUUCAUCCUUUUGUUCCAGAACAUCUCUUAAUCAGAGGAUACCUACCAAAAACUUUCUGGUACUGGAAUUAUAAUUAUUAUCCUGCUAUAGAGGGUCCUGGAUGCUGCUCUGAUCUCGCAGUUUCAUUCCACUAUGUUGAUUCGAUGACUAUGUAUCAGUUGGAGUAUUUGAUUUAUCAUCUCCGUCCAUAUGGGUAUUCGUACCGGUACAAUCCUGAUUCUGUAAAGAAUCUAGAAGAGCAGAACAAAAAUGAAGCACUGGAGGAUAAUCAAAAACUAAAGCAAAAAAUUUCUGAGAAUUAAUCAGGCUUUGAAGAGAACUGAGAGAGGCCAGUAUGGUGAGCAAGAAUCUCCUUGAACUCCUGCAUUGAGCUUGGACAGAAAACCAGACUCACUCGUGGUGAUUUUUACAUCCCCAAUCAUACGUUGGCAGUAUUUUCUGUCAAUAGCUGUGUAAAACAGGGUCUAGUGCUGGCUCUGAC
Molecule: messenger RNA, 1413 nt
Organism: Tinamus guttatus (white-throated tinamou)
Lineage: Eukaryota; Metazoa; Chordata; Aves; Tinamiformes; Tinamidae
Source: RefSeq, a predicted model, not a curated record